Molecule: messenger RNA, 531 nt
Organism: Trematosphaeria pertusa
Lineage: Eukaryota; Fungi; Ascomycota; Dothideomycetes; Pleosporales; Trematosphaeriaceae
Exons: 2
Coding region: 129-398 (89 amino acids)
Source: RefSeq, a predicted model, not a curated record
UCACGAAUUUCUACGGCCGCGGUGGAUCAUUUGAAGACUAUUAUACAAAAGCAAUAUUUCAUAGCGUUCGAGCGGAUAUUUUGGGCGGUAUCUUCUAUCGUAGAUCGACGGUAGACUACUGGAGUCACAUGAUGCAGAACGUACACAGAGCGACAUGUCGUUCCGAAUCCUACAUCCUUCUCUUACGCCUUUCCUUCUGGCGGCUACAUAUGAAUAAAACAAGGACGCUUGUCGGACUAUCUCGACAUCUUUUACCAGCUACUCGUCUUCUUUCUGCCUCGCUAUGUCUUUUCUUUUGUGGGAGCGAAUUCAGUCUUCAGCCUUACAGCCACCACCCAGUAUGGAGGCUAUCAAACCAAUCGUGCGACACUAAGGUGAAUGCAACGCAUUCGAACUGAGCCUUGUGGUGUGAAUAAGCGUGCUCUAUCUCCCGAGAAUAUGGCCUGGAAGCUGGAUUUCUGGGCGGGGUACGUAAAGCUUGCCGGCGAGUUCACAGCUACUGUCCUCCGAAGCUCCUAGAGCAAGGCGUCG